AGUAUAUGAUUGAAGACACGUGCAGUAUGGAGUUAACCUUGUGUAGCCAUUGUGAGUAAAGAAAAAGAAAGAAAUAUACUUUAAUAUACUUGGAAAUCUUUUAUAUAUUACUGGAAAACGUAAAAAAAAUACGGGAAAAAUGGGGAAGUCGGGAGUCCGGUUAAAUAGUCGGAAAAAAGCAAAACGGUGGCCGAAGGGCCAAAGCGCGAGUUCCAAUCCACAAACUGUAAAACAUAGGGAACAAGCAUCUAGGAUGUUUUUUAAAGACCCCACAGCCACAGAAAAGCCUGGUAUAACAAAAGAAGAUUUGCAAAAACACGAUGCUAUUCAAGGAGUGAAAUCACCGGCGGAAACAUCUGAAAAUGAUAAUAAUUCUUGGGAAACUUGUACAGAAGAUACUGCUAAUACAUUUGCUACUAAAUACAGUAAUUGUUCAAAUGUAUCAUUUAGUAGGUUUUUAAAUCAUUUUCAAUCAAAUUCAUUGUUACAUAAGGAAAUGUUAGCUGUAUUGUCUGCCGUGACAGAAAUUAUAAAACAAAAUGGUGGUAAUGAAACUAGCACAGAAUAUUUUGCUGCAAUGAUGAGCACUUUAGAAGCAAUUGAAUCAAACAUGUCUAUUGCAGCUACGCUAUCAUUAUUGGGCAUGGGUUUGAAAACUGUACCAAAAAAUGUUUUAAAUAUCCAAUUUGGAGCUGCAAGUAAAAUUUUUCUAGAUAUCCUUAUCAAAUAUGUAUCUUCGGAAGAGUACCUAAUACUUCGACAUUGUAUUCAUUGUUUGUCAGUGCUACUUCGUGCACAAGAAGCAGCAGCAUGGUGUGAUUCAUCUACAAUGCAAAUAUUGGAUGUUAUUUUGUCAUUUAUUAUACACCAUAAACCAAAAUUGAGAAAAUCAGCACAACAUGGAAUUAUUGCCAUAUUAAAUGGAAGUGAUAUUAUGAAAAGUGAGAAUCCACCACCGUAUCAUCCGGCUACACCAUAUAUUGCAAAAUUCUGUAUUGGUCUACUACAACCUAAUUCCGAAUCCAAUGGAAUUACAAAUGUUCUUCAUAUUCUUACAUUAUUGAAAGAUAUUUUCCAUCAUUUACCAAAAGUUCACGUGAAGACUAUCAGUGAAUCUUUGUUGAAACUUAUGACUAUGAAAAAUGUAUUAAUAACUUCAUGCUGUCUACAAACAUUUCAUGGUUUGUUCGUUUCUCGACCAUCGGAAGCUAUUCUACCAGCGCAAAGAAAUGGACAAAUGAUUAGUGCUCUUUAUGUUUACCAACCUCCAGCAACUGAUGUUCAACCAACUUUAGCAUGGUUGAUUGUUAUGCAAGAAGCACAUUUGAAUAUAGCUCACAAUUCAUUAAAUUUAUGUGCGGUUCUUUUACCAAGAAUGUUUGAGACAUGUAUAAAAUAUUGGCUUUCGGAUAAAUCGGAAAUUAUAUCUGGCACCUCGCACACGAUAAAAAUUUUAUUACAGGAGUGUGUUGGUAAAUUAUGUGAAACUGAACAAACAAUAAAAACAUAUAAAGACGCUAUUGGUCAGAUAACUUUAAUAAUGCGUGAAGCUUUGCAUUAUCGAUAUUUGGAAGCUUGGUAUUAUAUUUUUCAUUUAAUAGCUCUACUCUUUGAGAUAAUUGGUAAAACGAAAAAUCCGCAAUUAAUAGAGAUAAUAAAAAGUCUGGCUGUUUUACGUGAUUCUUAUAAUUUUACAUCAAAGAAUGAUGCUGAACACGCUAUCGGAGCUGCGAUAAAGGUUCUUGGACCAGAGACGAUACUAAAUAUUAUUCCAUUGAAAACAUCGAACAAUACGAUUAAUUUAAAAAGGAGUUGGUUACUACCAUUAUUGAAGAACUGUGUAUUAGGUGGAUCACUUACUUUUUUCAUGCAAACAUUAUUACCUAUCGCAACAUUGUGCGAAAAAAAAUCACUCGAACCCGUAGGAGGAAAAACUUACGAAUUUCUCGUUUGCCAAAUCUGGGCUAUUUUACCAAGUAUAUGCAACAAUGCUACUGAUGUAAAAGAUAAUUUUAAGAACAUAGCUAGAUUAUUGGGAACAAAAUUCAGUGACAAAAGUUUGAGAAUGUCGAUACUGCAUGCUUUACGAAGAUUAGUAACAAGAGCAGUCGAAAAUAAUAAAGAAGAAGACAUACGUGAAUUAGCUAGAUUUGCAAAGAAUUAUCUACCAUUGUUCUUAAGUUUGUAUACUACUAAGCCAAACGGAACUGAUGAAGAAGGGCAACGUUCCUCUACAUACAAUACAAUAAAGAUAUAUCUCACAAUUGCAAAUAAAGAAUUAGUACAUGAAUUAUUCGAUCGUGCAUUGUCUAGAUUAACAGAACCUGAUGUUGAUGAUUUUUUGAAUGAAAGUAUUCACGACAUAAUAAGAUUACUUAUUGAACAUACUGACAUCGAUAAAAUAAAAGAAUAUUACGAUAUAUCUGUAUCGUGUCUUAAAGAAAAUUCUAAACUCAAGGAACAGAAAAAAAUAUACAGAUUUUUGGAAGAAAUAUGUGGUAGUGAAAAAGAAACAUGUAAAGCGUUUGUAGCUCAAUAUAGACGCGAGAUACAAAAACUAUUAAUAUCCUCGGCCACUGAAGUCGCAAAACCAAGCAGAGGAUCACGAUUAAGGUGUUUAAUUCAUCUAGUCAAAAUUCAUCCACAACUUGAGAAAACAAAAUUCUUACAAGCUAUUGUUCCUGAAGCAGUAAUUUACUUAAAAGAUUUAAAUGCACAUUGUCGAAAGUCUGCAUAUGAAUUGUUAAAUACUAUUGCCGAAAAAUUUUUGGAACAUCCUACACAUCUUAAAAAUUAUAUCAAUAUGUUGAUGGUUGGUUUGAGUGGUGGAGAACAAAGUAUACAGAAAUACUGUAUUGCAUCUUUACUCGCACUUUCCUCUAUCACUUAUUACUACAACGGAUCUCUAGGUAUGGACACUGUUAAAGAAAUCUUAGAACAUGCGUGUGUUUUCGUUACAAGUUCGACGAGGGAGAUCACGGAAGCUGCAUUAGCAUACAUUAAAGUUUACAUUACUGUGAUGUCAUAUCAUAUUGUUGCUCCGAAUUUAAAAAUAUUGAUAGACGCUUUAUGUGCAAUGAACAAUGAUUGCCAGAGGCAUUUUAGACAGAAAGUACGAGAUAUUCUUGUAAAGUUGACAAGAAAGUAUGGAAUGGAAACAAUUUCUAGCAUGAUUCCAGCUUCUAAUGUGAUGUUGCAUAAAAGAUUGAAAAAUAUGAAUAAAAUAGAAAUGAAGAAAAAGAAUAAGAGAGAACUGAAAAAACUGGAAAAAGAAGAAAAUGAGGAUGAUAUUGAAUUUGAUGCAAAGAGAAGACCUAAGAGUUUGGAAGAAAUAUUGGCGGAUAGUGAUGACGAAUUUGAAGAAAAUCUGGAGAAUAAAAAACCGACGAAAAAGAAAAGAACAUCGCGAAAAGAAGCGUGGAUACAGGAAAAUGAAGAAAUCAUUGAUCUUAUUGAUCCUGCGGCAGCUCGAAAUAUAUCAACGACGCAACCUGGAGCUACUAUAAAUUCCAAAACGGUAGCUGCGAAACGAAAAGAUCGUGAAUUCAAGACUACUCCGGAUGGCCGUUUUAUUAUUACAUUAGAUAAUGAAAAAGAUGAUGAACCAAAACCUAAGAGGAGGAAAAAGUCUAAACUUUUGUUGCACAGUGAUUCAGAAGACGAUUAUGAAGAUGAUGAUAUUCAGUCAGUAGCUACAUCACAAGAAAUGAGUAGGAAACGUAAAUAUAGUGACAAUUAUGAUAACCUUAGUGUAAAAAGUGCAUUAACAACGAAGUAUGAAGCGGGAGGAUCUGGAAUACAUCGAUCAUUGAAAAAAGCGAAAACAGAACGCAUACCAGGAGCAGAGUAUAAAGCAUCAAAGGCUGGAGGUGACGUUAAAAAGAAAGGGAAGCCAGAUCCGUAUGCAUACGUACCUCUAACACGAGCAGCAUUAAACAAAAGGAAAAACAAAAAGAAUGCGAGUAAACUUCACAACAUUCACAAAUCACAAGGAGCGAAAAAGGAUGCAAACAAGAUCGGACACAAGAAAAGCAAAAAUUAAAAUAUAGUAUAAUGUAAAAUAUUGCGAAAUCAUGUUAUGUGAGUCAUAAAAAUUGUAAUUAAUUUUUUUUAUUAAAAAUAGACAAAUAUAUAGAAAAUUUGACGUAUAAACGAAAUCAUAUUUUAUAUUUUUAAUUAUUCAUU
Frieseomelitta varia is the source of this 4185-nucleotide messenger RNA. Its product is annotated as RRP12-like protein. The record is from RefSeq and is a predicted model, not a curated record. Lineage: Eukaryota; Metazoa; Arthropoda; Insecta; Hymenoptera; Apidae.